AUGGGCACAAAACCCGUUCUUGUAGUCCAUGGUGGAGCUUGGGCAAUACCAGAUGAGUUUGCUGAAAGAAGCAUCCUGGGAGUUAAAAACGCAGUUAAGAGUGGCUUUGCAGUGCUGGAAAUGGGAGGAAGUUCAAUGAAGGCUGUAGAAAUUGCUGUGCGGGCCUUAGAAGAUGAUACUGUGUUUGAUGCAGGUCAUGGUGCUGUACUGAAUGCUGAUGGUUAUGUGGAACUUGAUGCAAUCAUCAUGAAUGGUAAAACUCUGGCUGCUGGCGCAGUCUCCUGCAUCAGGAACAUUUCUAAUCUGGUGAUAUUUGCUUGUUCAGUCUUGGAAAAGACACCGUAUGUGAUGCUCACUGGAAUGGGUGCUAACCAGUUUGCUGAGAAGCUAGGCAUACCUCAAGUGCCUGUAGAAGAGUUAGUAACAGACCAUGCCAAAGCUGAAUGGGAGCAAUACCGCAAAUACAAGCAGACUGUCAAAUCACUUUUUAACACAGAAUUGGUUCAUGACACAGUGGGUGCAGUUGCUAUAGACUGUGAAGGUAACAUGGCUUGUGCAACUUCAACUGGAGGCAUCACAAAUAAAAUGGUUGGACGUGUUGGUGACACCCCAGUCAUAGGUUCAGGUGGCUAUGCUGACAACCUUGUUGGUGCUGUCUCUGCAACUGGUCAUGGAGAGUCCAUCAUGAAAGUCACUCUUGCAAGGCUUAUCCUCUUUCAUAUGGAACAAGGAGAUCCAGGUUCAAAUUCCUGCCCUGGAGCAGGAACUCGUGCCUGGAUGUCUUGCAUCCCAGGUAAAACUCCAGAGGAAGCUGCAGAUUCUGCUCUUCACUAUAUGGAGAAGAGAGUCCAUGGACGGGGAGGAGUUAUAGUUGUAAGCAAAACUGGAGAAUGGACAGCACGAUUCACCACCAAGCAGAUGGCGUGGGCAGGCAUAAAGGAAGGUGUGUUAAUGUAUGGCCUAAAUCCAGGAGAAACAAUUCAAGAAAUAAUUAAACCCUCCAAAUAA
Molecule: messenger RNA, 1008 nt
Organism: Gopherus evgoodei (Goodes thornscrub tortoise)
Lineage: Eukaryota; Metazoa; Chordata; Testudines; Testudinidae
Product: isoaspartyl peptidase/L-asparaginase-like
Exons: 7
Coding region: 1-1008 (335 amino acids)
Molecular function (GO): asparaginase activity
Source: RefSeq, a predicted model, not a curated record